This is a messenger RNA of Plodia interpunctella (Indianmeal moth), 3885 nucleotides long. RefSeq lists its product as uncharacterized. The record is from RefSeq and is a predicted model, not a curated record. The coding region runs from base 1880 to 2434 and encodes 184 amino acids. The transcript is spliced from 4 exons. Lineage: Eukaryota; Metazoa; Arthropoda; Insecta; Lepidoptera; Pyralidae.
AAUACGAGAUUAUAAUAAAACCGGCCAAGUGCGAGUCGGACUAGUGCAUUAAAGUUCCGUACCAUUAUGUAUAUAAACGACAAAAAUCAAGUUUGUUUUUAGGAGCCCUCUUAUAUUUGUUUUAUUUUUAACCCCCGACGCAAAAAGAGGGGUGUUAUAAGUUUGACCGUUAGAGUGUCUGUCUGUCUGUCUGUCUGUGUACGUGGCACCGUAGCUCAUCAACGAUAAAAUUAGAACCGAUUUGGAUGCGUUUUUUUUUAUUUGAUAGAUAAUUGUCACGCGGCGAUUCUUAGAUAUAUUUCAUCAAAUCGGUUCAGCCGUUCAAAAGCUGUAGCAAAAUGAAUAUUGAAAGUUGGGGUUUUUUUAAUUUGUCUAACAAAUGAACUUGUGUUUUAUAGUAAUAAUUGUUAUAGCGGCAACAGAAAUAUCUGUGAACUGUGUAACUGUCACGGUUCAUCGAAUACAUCCUGGUGACAGACAGACAGACUUACGGACAGCGAAGUCAUAAUAAUAGGAUUCCAAUUUAUCCUUUGGGUACAGAACCCUGAAAAUUGUCAAGCCUAAAUGAUAUCAUACGAUGGUAAUAAUGGUAGACGGUAAAUGACGUUAAAAAUUACUCAAAAAUGAUGUAUCUUUCAACCGAAGUAUCGCUACAAGAUUUUAUUUAGUUUUAACUGUUCCGAUGUUGCUUUGUCUGUAAUCAAAUCGAGUACUUAAGUAAAAUUUCGCCUACUUACUACCACCUGUCCUACAGAGUUGAAAUUUUCCACAUUGCUUCAGUUUCCAUGACAGCACAUUAUUAUGAAUAGAUGACCAGGAUCGACACCCAACGAGAGAACUCUUCCACGGUUAACGGAAUUGACAUAAUUUUUUUGUGACGCGUUGAAUGUAAAAAUAAAUCUCGUUGAUGAAAAUAAAAGCUUGCGGCAAAGUGAGAUUAUUGUAAAAAAACUGUUUGGUUUUUACAAACACUCCUGGAAUUUGUAAAUAUUAAAUUAGAUUUUGCUAAGUCAUAUUAUGUUUAGGCUAGGUGAAUUAGAUUAUAACAAAAAAUAAAAAUAUGAAUUAAAACUAGUUUUAUUAAUAGCUUUUGCCAGAGGCUUCGCCCACGUAUAAUAUUUACAGACAUUUAAUUUAUUUGGGGGUUGAAUGAAAAAAAAAAACGUAGCCUAUGUUUGAACGGGGGAUUACUAAAUGCACAACAAAUUUCAUCAAAAUCGGUCCAGCGGUUUAGCAAUGAAAGACAGAAACAUACAGACAGAAAUAAAAUCUGUUAUACGCCUUUUCGCCGUUAUUUUUUCUUUCUUCAACUAUCGGCGGCAGAAUUUCUGUCCCAACCAAAGAUUAGAAAUAUAACCUUUUUGUAAAUAAAAUAUAUCAUCUUUUGGUCCUUCAUGAUCGAUACAUGCUCGGUUGGCAACAACACUUAUGACAUUAAUGUCUUAAAAUAUUGUAAAUAAAAAAGCAUUAUACCAGAUUUUGUACUAGAAGCAUAUAAAAUUAUAACUGAAUAUAAAUGUUGUGUUGUUGUUGUGUUAAAAUCAGAUCAACCGUUUUGAAAAAGUGAUACCGCAGAGUUUUUAAUACGCGGGGACAUGCGGUCCUGACGUUCUAUAGCUAGGAAAGAACCAGAAAAACGAAGACAUAUUGUUCAUUAAAACAUUAUUGAGCCAAUUUUCCAGUGAUAUUUGGACGUUUAACUAAUCAGUGCCUAUGUGCCAGACAAUUUUAUCAAAAUCGGACCAAUAAUAAUUAGACGAAAUCGCGUCGUAACGUGCACAAAAUGUAUUAUUAAUGUAUGUAGGAGACGAAACGUUCAUAAUAAAAGACAGGAUUUUUUUAAAUAAUCGAAUUACGAAUUAGGCAAACAUAAAUAAAAAUGUUUUGUGAGUGGCCAAAAUAUCGACAGUUUUACCGGUGGUUGUGCGUAUCGUUGAAGGAGAGAAUAUUAGCAAUCGCUUAUAUCAAUGUUAUGCUGACGCUGUGCAAAGCAGCCGAGUAUGUACCCUUGAUAGCGAUGUUGGAGCUGGACCGCGUGGGUGUGAUGUUCCGCUAUGUGAUCGACGGGAUGCCUGUGUUCUGUAUCAUCAUCACAUUGUCACUGGAUGUUAUCUUUACUACCAUCCUGAUCUAUGGAGUUCACAUGAAACAAACUGCGUACAUGAAGUCUUAUUACUACUUCAUGAUAUUUGUGAUGUUCGAGUCGACAGUUUUGGAGAUUUCAAAUCUCUUUCAGUCCUACAGCGACCAGGAACACCGUGAUGAGUCUCAUAUCUUGUAUUUUGUGUUCUGUUUUAUGUCAAACUUUUACAUUUUAUCCAUGGUACGGAGGCUAAUAGCGUCGGAAGACAAGUUUGACAACAAGUCUAGCAACCAGUCGUUGAUUUCAUCGCCGCCUAUGUACGAUAUAAGUAGGUCGACAAAAGUACUGUAGAUAGAUAUAGUUAUUAUACUGCUUAUUAUUAUAGUAUAAUUAUAGCCUAUUAUUUAUGAAAUUCAAGUUAAGUUUUGACUAUAACAUAUCCCGCAAUUCGGUGUAGCAUUUGUGGCAAAGAUCUAACGCCGGCUACACACAAUCGCCGAAGUUUUUUCAAGAGAUUUUGUAUGGCGAAUCCGCCAAAGUUUGGCGAACUGUUCGCGAUAAUAUAUAGCCGGCAUAAUAUCUAUAUGUAGUUUGUGCCAAAUCUCUUUACUGAUUCACUUUUUCCCCAUCUAUUGCUGAGAAAAAACCCUUAAGUCACAGCUGUAAAUUGAAGCACGUGGAUUGAAGGUGACAAUAUGAUAAAAACGGUAAUCUCUUGUCAAAGAAUAUGUAUCCAAAUGACACCGGCGUAAUCCCCCUUGAAUAUACCAUUAAUCCUUUAGUGGAUGUCGUACGGUAAGAAAUAUCUGGCUAUGCCGCUGCCGCCCUGGCAGGAGGGCGAAUCAUAAAAUGCAGGCUUGACGUCUUCAAGGAGGAAAACCAUGCCAAUGUCUGACUUCAAGUCUCCCCAGAUCGAUCACCAAGGGGAGCCAUCAGAGGGCAUAGUGCGGGUUUGCAUUUCACUUCUCACUACGGAAUGGAAGUGCGAAGCAGUGAACCAAUCACACUGCGUCAUUGUAUGACAACCAUACCGCAAUGUGAUUCAUUCGUUGUGUCUCACUUCGAAUUGACUCGAUAAUAUAUGAUAGACAAUAGACCUAUUUAUUUAUAUCCCAUUCAUAAGAUUCGCAACUACAAAGAUUUUGCAAAGAAAAAUGUUGUGUGAUAUCUCUUUUGAGUUUUUCGAAUUAUCUUUGAAGCAUUUCUGGUGAUUGACCAAAUUUUCUGACCACCUUUCAAAAACCUGCUAUACAAUUUUGCAUUCAAAUGUUCUUUUCAUAGAGUUUAUUGUCGCUCGUCUGUUUUAUAGCAAUUAUUCAAUAUAGGAAUGAUGACAAACACAAUAUCCACGCGAGAAACUCUCAGACAGCAGUCGUUCAUUAGAUACUUCAUUCAAGCAGUCAUAGUUUUACUUAUGACUUUGAUCAGAAGCUUACAGAAUAUUAAAUAUAUUUUUAUAAACCUCUGUGAGAAAGUCACCAUACAAAUUUCAGCAAAAAAUAUCUAAGGAAGUGUGCAGAAAACCCGAUGGAUGUUUGUCAACAAACAGAUUUUACCCAGAAGUCGUUCCCCUAUCAUUAAUCUCAUUAGUUGUUAUAAUGGCCGCUAAAUCAGUGUAAAUAAGGUUAAAAUUUAAUGCUGAUAACAUGUCCAAGAAACGUACACGGUAGUUAUUUAUUUGAUGUGGUUUGUUUAUGACGAACUAGUGAUUUCGUGCGUGCGGUGACCGUGAGAUAAGAGAUUUAAAACUUUUUAAAUAAAUCAAAUUAAGAACAAAACUAUUAAAAAAAAAUAAAAAUGUA